Messenger RNA from Acanthocheilonema viteae, 1197 nucleotides. NCBI's taxonomy places the organism in Eukaryota, Metazoa, Nematoda, Chromadorea, Rhabditida, Onchocercidae. The record is from the annotation of a GenBank genome assembly.
AUGGAAUUGUAUGAAAAUGAAUCAUUCCCGAUGCUGAUUGCGCAUAAUGACAACGUGGUGUACUGUCUAGACAGUAUUUUUACACCUGACCAGGUGGAUUACCGUUUAUAUGGCAAUUUGCCUAUUUCAAUAUUUGGUAUUCUUAUUAAUUUAAUUAAUAUACUUGUCUUUUCACAUGCUGAUAUGCGACGAAGUUUGGUGAAUUUAUUUCUGCUUACAAUUGGUAUUACUGAUUUACUGUUUAGUUAUCCGUUGGCGAGGAUCGCACAAACAUGCGGUGUCUAUUUGACCUUAUUUGUAUCGGUACAUCGUUAUCUCGGUGUUUGUCAUCCAUUUCAAGCAAAACGAUGGAUUACAGGGAAACCUGUAAAAUGCGCUAUUUUUGGUUCCGUUGUAUUUUCGUUUCUCAUUAAUGUGACAACAUGGCUUGAACUUACUGUUGUUCCAUGUUAUAGCAAAGAAUUUCAUCGAUUCUCAAGGCAUAUUCAACUUACCGAAUUACAAAUGGAUUAUACAUACGGUAUUGUUAUGAAAGUCAUUACUUAUACAUUGAUUAUGUUCAUUUUUCCAUUUCUUAUUCUAAUUAUUGUCAACACACGCAUCGUUCUUGCUUUGAGACGUAGUACAAAUAUGCGAACUUUACAUACCAGUCGAAAAUCACUUUUAUCCAAGACAAAUAGCAGCUUUCGCCCGACAGUGCCAAGAGCGGCUAAACCAGUAAUGAAUUUUAAUUCAUCAGCUCGUGACCGCUCAGUGACAUUGAUGCUUUUGGCUAUUGUUGCUAUGUUUCUGACUUGUAAUGGCUUAGCAUUUUGCAACAAUAUCAUCGAAAUUUUGAUAUUUGUGGAUAAGAUCGAUAGCAGUGAAAAUGACAGUGCAUUUGAAAAAAGUGUCGAAAUUGCCAACAUUUUAGUUUCCUUGAAUUCAUCGACAUCCAUUUUCAUCUACCUCAGCUUCAGCUCUAAAUAUCGUGUCAUUGUGAAGGAAUAUCUUGGUCUAAAAAAUGCUGAUAAAGCACACAGUGGAACGCUAACAGCGGCAGCUAUCGCAGCACGACAUACAUUCGAAUAUCCGUUUGUUAUGAGGAAUGAGAUAUCCCCGAGGGGAUAUUUGUGGAAUUUGGCAGGACCUCGUAUAUGUGCCCUAUUUCGCUGUACUUCUUUCGCACAAGCAGUUGGUAAAAAUAAUGCUAGCUGA